AUGGUCUUGAAUCGUCAUUUCCAACAACAACCAGUCUUUCAUCCCCAGACGCGGCCAGAGAUAACCACUAGGAAUCUGGGCCUCUUCGAGGCCGAUGCAUUUCGCGAUGUUGUGGCCGCUCGGCUGACUGGGUCCGUCCGGAUACCUACGGUGACGUUUGAUAGCAUGGAUCAUGUUGGGAAAGACCCACGAUGGGAUAUCUUCUACGGGCACUCGGACUAUCUGAAGAAAACUUUCCCCCGAGUCUACGAGGCACUCGAAGUGCAGACGGUCAACGAGCACGGUCUACUGUACACAUGGCAAGGCUCGGAUGAUCACCUACGGCCCUUGUUACUGAUGGCACAUACCGAUGUUGUCCCAGCUGGCACUUCAACAACGGCUGAGUGGACACAUCCUCCAUUCGAUGGUCACUACGACCGAGAGUAUAUCUGGGGCCGUGGCUCGGAGGAUGACAAGUCCAACCUCAUUGCCAUGCUGACAGCCAUCGAUUGCCUUCUCGAAUGCAACUUCAAACCAAGUAGGACCGUCGUACUCUCGGUCGGAUUUGACGAAGAAGGGGGCGCUGAGCAAAGCUAUGGUGCUCGAUGCCUGGCCGAGCUUCUGCUAAAGAAGUAUGGUAAAAAUGGCAUGGAGAUGAUUUUUGAUGAAGGAAUCGCCGGCAUCGAGAACCGAUUCGGGACAGACUUCGCUCUACCGGCAACGGCGGAAAAGGGCUAUGUCGACGUGACGGUUUCGGUUCAUGUUCCUGGUGGCCAUUCGUCAACGCCUCCGGACCACACGGGCAUUGGCUAUCUUGCGCAGGUAAUUCGCAUCAUCGAAGACCAACCAUUCAAGUCGAAAAUCACUCGGCAAAAUCCGACCCUGACUUACCUCCGGCAAGCUGCACGGCUGUCAAAAUCAAUGCCGGCAGAACUACGCGAAGCGAUAUUAGGUCCACAUGCGAGUGAAAAGAUUCUAGAGUAUAUGGAUUCGUCUCGUGAAAGACGGGCGAUGGUGAGGACGUCGACAGCGGUAGAUGUCAUUUCUGGGGGCGAUAAGGUAAACUCGCUUCCGGAAAGCGUCCACGUUGUUGUCAAUCAUCGUAUUGCAGUUCAAGAUUCAGUACAAGCAGUCAAGGACCAUUAUCUACGCCUUCUUCAGCCUUGGGCGGAUCAGCGGAGAUUCAAGUUGGACGCCUUCGGCUCAGUGCUUCCACCAAUGAAGCCAAUGGCCAGGUCUGGAGACGACCUCGAAGGAGGUACAUUAGUUCUUGCGGCCCAAUAUGAGCUCGACUCGUCUCCAGUGUCAGACGCCGAAGAUGAGCGAUUUAGCUGGCUCGUGGGAACAUUGAGAGGUGUGUUUGGAGAUGAUGUUGUUGUGGCUCCAGAGCUUCUCACAGGAAAUACUGAUACACGGUACUACUGGGACCUGUCAACACAAAUAUACCGUAUGUCGCCAUGGCGGGCGAGUCACGAUCCUCGAGGCACGCGGAUGCACACGGUUGAUGAAAGAAUGCCGGUUAAGGGGCUCAUGGAGAUGGUGAGGUUCUAUCAUGAAUUCAUCCGAGUUCUUGAUGAAAAACGAUGUUGA
Messenger RNA from Exophiala aquamarina CBS 119918, 1569 nucleotides. RefSeq lists its product as uncharacterized. The coding region runs from base 1 to 1569 and encodes 522 amino acids. Gene Ontology annotation, cellular component: fungal-type vacuole lumen. The record is from RefSeq and is a predicted model, not a curated record. NCBI's taxonomy places the organism in Eukaryota, Fungi, Ascomycota, Eurotiomycetes, Chaetothyriales, Herpotrichiellaceae. The transcript is spliced from 7 exons. Gene Ontology annotation, molecular function: metallocarboxypeptidase activity.